CUUCCUGACAAAGUGCAUGUUAGUUGCCUUUAUUUUAACAACAUCCCCAGUUUUCUUCAGACUUCUCAAGCUUGGAACUUAAAAAUAAGAUCUGCAAAAGUAUUCUGAGGUCUUGUAAAGUGACGUUAAUAGCAACCGCUCUAAUUCCUGCUAGAUGAGUGACCCAGGCAGAGAGUUAGACCAGCCACAACCACCAGACCAUGCUGGAGUCCAAGCUGUCUAUCAGAAGCUGGCCUUGCUGACAAAGCACAACCUAAAAAUACCUUCUUUUCAUAAAUACAACACACCUUUCAGUGAUGGAGAUUUACAGCCUGCAAAGAUAGUUGACCAUUAUUUGACAGGAAAAGAACUUUACAAAGAGAUCAAAAAGUACUAUGGACUGUCAGGAGCGGACUUAGUGAGGCAAAUAUAUUCUGAGCAUUUGCUAGAAGGGAACCAGUCAAAUGCAGCAGUUUCACACCCUAGCCAGAGGAUGAUUGAUAACAUCUUGGCCAGGAGAAGUAUUCAACGGCUUGAAAAGAAAAAACAAACGGCCAAAAUGAUCAAAAAGCUGAAUGAAGAAAAAGUGUGUUUGGAGAAAAUGCUCCAGGAGUUACAAUUAGAAAAGAAAUCCUUUAGGCAUGAUUUUAAAGUGUCUCCUCAAGACAUGGAAAAUAAAAGUACUCUGCAGAAUCGAAUCCACUCUACUAUGGAGCGUUUGCCUGAACUAGAGGCCAGAGUCCAGAACCUCAGAGAGGAGCUUUAUAGAGAAGAUGAGAAGAAGCUAAGGCCUUACGUUGGAGAGUCCUUGUCAGUUGCUGCUGAGCCGUAUCAACUACAAGACAUGAAAAUGGUUCAAGAACUACUUGGUGAAAUGGUGGAAGAUCUGAUGGAUGACUACAUAAUACAUGUGCCUCAAGACAUAAAACCAGAGUGUGAAAAGGAUAAACGAGUCAAGAUACUUGAGGAAAUGUCAUUUGAAAGAGCAGUUCAGCUCAUCAUGGAGCAGUUGGUUUUGGAGGUAACGUUUGAGAUGGCAAAGCAGCUGGGUCAGGAGACAUUCACUGACAAGAGCCCAACGUGGACUUUAGGUUUUGACAUAAUCUUCAGAGCCACAGAAGAAGCAAGUAACAUCAAGAAACAGAGAGAAAAAAAUCAAGAUGAUGUUCAAACCCAUUUUAUCCUACAACAAAUCAAAGUCCGAGAUGACCACAGGAAAGAAAUGUGGAAACACACACUGGAGGAACAAUGCUGAGGAUGCAAAUGUGCAGAGAAUUGGCUAUAUUGGUGAUGGGUUGGCAUAACUUCAACAUGUUUAUCUAUAAUGGCCCAAUUCUACUCCCAUUGAAGUCAGAGAGUCACUCCUGCAGUUUUGUCAUUGAAAUCAGUGGGAGCAGAACUGGACCUGGAGCAGUAGGCAUUAUAAAGGCAGCAUUUCCUAACAGUUACUGCAUGAUGGUAUCUGACAUACCUCAAUUUUUCAACAGGGAGCCACUAUUCAGACCUCAUAGACAGGAAAUGAGUCUGGCAGAAACAUUGGAAGAAAUAAUGUUCGUCAAAAGAGUUAGACAAUGGAGUGAGCAGUAAUUUCAGAGAAAAAUAAAGAUGGAAUUUAAAGCAAAUUUUUUCUUUUCCUCGGGAACAAUCAUGAUUUCUACAAGAUUAUGGAGGUCAGAUAAACAGCAAAGUGAAAAAAUCACAAGAGAAUUGGCCAGCUGAUUCAAGGAGCACUGAGAAUGUGUAUUAGAAGCUAACACUCAGAUAUGAAUCAAGAGCUCUACUCGUUAUUAACUAUUUAGUGUUGUAAUCACUUUAAAAAUGUAAAACAUAUUUCAAAGUGGAUUCACUGUUUCAUGUAGACAGUGUGGAUGGGCUUUUCAAAAAGGCUAAAACUCACCUUACUGACUGCAACAGGAGCAGAGUCUGGUCAAUGCUGAAUGCUUUUGAAAGUCCCACUCUCUGUGUUUACUGUAAAGCAGAAGUGGGAGAGGAAGAAUUGUCUAGUGAUUAGAGCAGGGCACUAAGAACCGAAGUCCUGGGUUUGAGUCUCAACUUUGCCACUAAAUCAGUGUAUGACUUUGGG
Mauremys mutica (yellowpond turtle) is the source of this 2062-nucleotide messenger RNA. RefSeq lists its product as uncharacterized. The coding region runs from base 155 to 1234 and encodes 359 amino acids. The record is from RefSeq and is a predicted model, not a curated record. Lineage: Eukaryota; Metazoa; Chordata; Testudines; Geoemydidae. The transcript is spliced from 14 exons.